CUUCACUUCCAGCUGCACUUGCUCCCAGGCUAUCUUCUUUCUUCCCCGUUCAACUUUCCCCUCUGUCUGUUCUUUCUCUCCAUGUGUUUGCUGCAAUGCUGAGUUGCCGCUUCGUCUCUAAUCCUUCCUAGAAUCGGUGUUUACUUCACGAUCUUUGGGCUGAAGUUGGCUUUCCGACCGCCUUCCCUCUCUUCGACCUGUCACGAACUUUUUUUCGCUCCCCCUCCGCCCUCCCCACCAAAAAAACAAUAUUUCCCAAAGGGCCUACCAAAACAGCCUCCUUCCUUCCAAUCCCCCCUCUCCUCCUCCCCCCAAACACAAACCCCCCACCGACACCAAAACCCCUCCUCCGGGUUCAAGCGCUGAACCCGCGUUUCUCGAUACUUCAAUCUAAGCGGUUUCGGCGGGUUGACUGUCUAGAUUGAACCCAGUCCGUCAGGAUGUCACUGCUCCCUCCCGAGGUCCACUCGGCCCUCUCUCAGCUGUUGCGCGCCCUGUCCACCCCCGACAACACUGUCCGAAGCCAAGCGGAGGAACAGUUGAACAAUGAUUGGAUUCAGAAUCGUCCCGAUGUCUUGUUGAUGGGAUUAGUAGAGCAAAUCCAGGGUGCAGAGGAUGUCUUGACACGUUCCUUCUCCGCUGUUUUGUUCAGGCGGAUGGCAACCAAGACCCGCAAAGACCCCAUUUCCAAUGAGGCCAAGGAGCUCUUCUCGACCCUUACCGGAGAACAAAGAUUGAUCAUCCGCCAAAAGCUGGUCACCUGCUUAACGAGCGAAUCCGUUACCGACGUUCGCAAGAAGAUUGGAGACGCUGUGGCUGAGAUUGCCAGACAAUACACUGAUAACGGCGAUCAAUGGCCCGAGUUGCUGGGAGUCCUCUUUCAAGCUAGUCAGUCCCCUGAGGCUGGUCUGCGCGAGGCCGCUUUCCGUAUCUUCUCGACUACGCCCGGUAUCAUUGAGAAGUCUCAUGAAGAUGCCGUUGUUGGUGUCUUCAGCAAGGGUUUCAAGGAUGAUGUUGUUUCUGUGCGCAUUGCGGCCAUGGAGGCCUUCGCUUCGUUCUUCCGCUCAAUCUCCAAGAAGUCGCAGCCUAAGUUCUUCCCGCUCAUGCCCGACUUGCUCAACAUCCUGCCUCCGCUCAAGGAGUCGUCCGAGAGCGACGAGCUGUCCUCGGCCUUUCUGGCGCUCAUUGAAUUGGCCGAAAUCAGCCCCAAAAUGUUCAAAUCCAUGUUCAACAACCUGGUAACUUUCAGUAUCAGUGUGAUCGCCGAUAAGGAUCUCAGCGAUCAAGUUCGUCAGAAUGCUUUGGAACUUAUGGCCACUUUUGCCGACUAUGCUCCGUCGAUGUGCAAGAAGAACCCUGAAUUUGCUCAGCAGAUGGUCACUCAGUGUUUGAGCUUGAUGACCGACAUUGGUAUCGACGAUGACGAUGCUGAAGAGUGGAACGCUUCUGAAGAUCUCGACCUGGAGGAAAGCGACCUCAACCAUGUUGCCGGCGAACAGUGCAUGGACCGAUUGGCCAAUAAGCUCGGAGGCCAGGUUAUCUUGCCCGCCACAUUUGCCUGGAUUCCCCGUAUGAUGUCUUCCUCUGCUUGGCGUGAUCGCCACGCGGCUCUUAUGGCUAUCUCUGCCAUCUCGGAAGGUUGCCGCGACCUGAUGGUUGGUGAACUUGACCAGGUCCUUCAGCUGGUCGUUCCCGCUCUUCAAGACCCUCACCCGCGUGUGCGAUAUGCUGGCUGCAAUGCUCUGGGUCAGAUGAGCACGGAUUUCGCCGGCACUAUGCAAGAGAAGUACCACGCUGUGGUGCUUAACAACAUCAUCCCCGUGCUGGACAGCGCUGAGCCCCGCGUUCAGGCUCACGCUGCUGCGGCCCUGGUGAACUUCUGCGAAGAGGCGGAAAGAAAGGUCCUUGAGCCUUAUUUGGCUGAACUUCUGCGUCACCUACUUCAGCUGCUGCGCAGCUCCAAGCGUUACGUGCAGGAGCAGGCUCUGUCUACCAUCGCUACCAUUGCGGACUCCGCCGAGAACGCUUUUGAUCAGUACUACGAUACCCUGAUGCCAUUGCUGUUCAACGUCCUUAAGGAAGAGCAAUCCAAGGAGUACCGCUUGCUCCGCGCCAAGGCUAUGGAGUGUGCCACCCUCAUUGCUCUGGCGGUAGGCAAGGAGAAGAUGGGUCAGGAUGCCCUGAACCUAGUCCAGCUCCUGGGCAACAUCCAGGCGAACAUUGUCGAUGCCGAUGACCCGCAAUCGCAGUACCUGCUUCACUGCUGGGGCCGCAUGUGCCGCGUCUUAGGCCAGGACUUUGUUCCAUACCUUCCCGGUGUUAUGCCGCCUUUGUUGGCUGUUGCGGCCGCUAAGGCUGACAUCCAACUGCUCGACGAUGAGGAUCAGAUUGAUCAAGUCGAUCAGGAUGAGGGCUGGGAGCUGGUGCCUCUCAAAGGCAAGAUCAUUGGUAUCAAGACCAGCGCGUUGGAGGACAAGAACACUGCCAUUGAGCUGAUCACGAUCUACGCUCAGAUCUUGGAGGGAGCAUUCGAGCCCUACGUGUUGGACACCAUGGAGAAGAUUGCCGUUCCGGGACUUGCAUUCUUCUUCCAUGAUCCUGUGCGGGUGUCGUCAGCCAAACUCAUUCCCCAGCUUCUGAACGCUUACAAGAAGGCUCGUGGAGAGCAGUCUCCUGGCUUCGCCGGCAUCUGGAGCAAGGUUGCUGAGAAGAUCAUCGAGGUUCUGAGCGCCGAGCCCACGGUGGACACGCUGGCUGAGAUGUACCAGUGCUUUUACGAGUCGGUGGAGGUUGUUGGUCAGAACUGCCUCACCCAGCAGCACAUGCAGGCGUUCAUCGAGUCUUCUAAGUCGACGCUAGAGGAUUAUCAGGUUCGUGUUAAAGCCCGCUUGGAGGAUCGUGCCGACGCCGAGGAGGGUGAGGACGACAACUUAGACUACGAGUAUGCCAUCGAGGACGAUCAGAACCUGCUUAGUGACAUGAACAAGGCUUUCCACACCAUCUUCAAGAACCAGGGCACGACAUUCUUGCCAGCCUGGGAACAACUCAUGCCCUUCUACGACGCGUUCAUCACCAGCCAAGAUCCUACCCAGCGUCAAUGGGCUUUGUGCAUUAUGGAUGAUGUCCUGGAGUUCUGCGGCCCAGAGUCUUGGAAGUACAAGGAUCACAUUAUGCAGCCUCUGGCUGCCGGUCUGCAGGAUGCCAACGCAGCUAACCGACAGGCUGCGGCGUACGGGGUUGGAGUCGCCGCUCAGAAGGGCGGUGCUGCCUGGAGCGACUUUGUGGCUGCCAGCAUCCCCAGCCUGCUGCAGGUGACGCAGAUCAACCAGGCGCGCACGGAAGAGCAUGUAUUCGCGACGGAGAAUGCUUCGGCCAGUAUCGCCAAGAUCCUUCACUACAAUUCGAGCAAGGUCCAGAACGCCCAGGAGAUUGUGGCCACGUGGUUGACCACUCUGCCGAUCACAUUCGACGAGGAGGCCGCUCCUUAUGCUUAUUCCUUCCUUGCGCAGCUCAUUGACCAACAAAACCCGGUCGUGCUGUCCAACGCCGAUAAGGUCUUUGGGUACAUUGUGCAGGCGCUAGAGGCGGAGACCCUGCAAGGCCAGACCGCUGGCCGAGUGGCCAACUCGGCGAAGCAGUUGGUGGCCGCGACAGGUCUGAACGCGGAUCAGAUCUUGGCCGGUGUGAAUCCCGACAAUCAGGCGGCGAUUCGCAGCUAUUUCAAUUGAUUUGUUUUUCUUCAAUAUCAUUAUGAGUUGAUGUUAGGGAUAGGGAAAUACCGGGUUUCUUUUUUGUUAUGGUUUUGUACAGCGAUACAGGUGCUUGAUGCUUUGCGUAGGUAGGAAGGUGCUACGUACUAGUAAUAACUGAGCUAGAGAUCUAUUGUUUAUGUCAUGUUGAAGAG
Messenger RNA from Aspergillus saccharolyticus JOP 1030-1, 3904 nucleotides. Its product is annotated as nuclear import receptor PSE1. The coding region runs from base 441 to 3728 and encodes 1095 amino acids. Gene Ontology annotation, cellular component: nucleus; cytoplasm. The record is from RefSeq and is a predicted model, not a curated record. The transcript has 6 exons. Gene Ontology annotation, biological process: protein import into nucleus. Gene Ontology annotation, molecular function: small GTPase binding; nuclear import signal receptor activity. NCBI's taxonomy places the organism in Eukaryota, Fungi, Ascomycota, Eurotiomycetes, Eurotiales, Aspergillaceae.